This is a messenger RNA of Aspergillus tanneri, 657 nucleotides long. RefSeq names its product putative U1 snRNP complex component Yhc1. Gene Ontology annotation, biological process: mRNA 5'-splice site recognition; spliceosomal snRNP assembly; mRNA splicing, via spliceosome. NCBI's taxonomy places the organism in Eukaryota, Fungi, Ascomycota, Eurotiomycetes, Eurotiales, Aspergillaceae. The coding region runs from base 1 to 657 and encodes 218 amino acids. Gene Ontology annotation, cellular component: nucleus; U1 snRNP. Gene Ontology annotation, molecular function: zinc ion binding; pre-mRNA 5'-splice site binding. The record is from RefSeq and is a predicted model, not a curated record. The transcript has 5 exons.
AUGUGCGACUACUGCGAUGUGUAUCUUACGCAUGACUCUAUGAGUGUGCGCAAGGCGCAUAACUCCGGACGAAACCACCUGAGGAACGUGUUAGAAUAUUACCAGCAAAUCGGUCAAGAAAAGGCCCAAUCAGUCAUUGACUCUAUCACCUCGUCGUACGCCGCUGAAGGCCAAGCCGUACCGAACCCUGCGAUGGCACCCCCGGGGGCUUUACCUCCGCCGUUUGGAUUUCCCGGUCGACCAGGCCAAUUCCCUCCGCCUCCUCUUCCAUUUGGAAUGCCUCCCCCAGGAGGACCAAACGGUGCUCCCAGCAUGCCUCCUCGAGGUAGAGGCCUCCCUUUUCCUCCUCCAUUCCCUGCAGCAUCAGGUGCCCCUCCCCCGGGUAACCUCCCCCUACCUCCUCUUCCCAACAUGCCUCCUCCAGGAGGUCAAGGUUUCCCUCCCCCGCCAGGCGGUUUCCCUCCCAACUUCCAGACACCACCUCCAGGUGCCCCCGGGUUCCCCCCCGUGCCUCCCCCAGGCCAGUCAUCGGCGGGAUACAACCCUGGUUCUGGUCCUGGGAUGGGUGGACCGCCCGGACCAGACGGAUAUGCACCCCCCGGUGCUGGAUCUGGAGGUCUCCCUGGUCCGCCUCCAGGUUUGGGAGACUCGCGUUGA